AAAAUAGUGUAUUUUAAUCAUUGAUCGACUAAAUAUUUAGUGAUUGGUAACCGAUGACUCAUGAACACACGGUUCGCGUAAAAAUAAACACAGGUUAAAAUUGGGUCAUGAGGUAUCAAAAGCUGACACUUGAAAGGCGUUUUUCAGGAAGACAACUUAAGUGGUGAAGUCAGAUCCAGUUAGCGGCUCAGUGAGCACAGCUGACAAUUAGCUAACUAUCAGAUCAGCAAUCAUGGCAGUCAGGAAAGGAUUGCAGAAAUUGGUGUUGCUGUUGGCAGUAUGGGUGGCCUUCAUAAAGCAAGGCAAUGCUGAAAACAUGAACGGGCGUUAUCUUGUUGCUAGUGGAUCUAAUCAAGGUGUGCCGUUCAACGAUGAUUACGCUAGCAAGGGACACGAGUACUUUGAUGUGUGGUCGCCAGAGCUGGCAACACACUAUGGAGAAGUGUUCUGGACGGAUCAGGGUAACAACCCGAUACCAAAGGAGAUUAUUGAUCGGUUCAAAGGCAAGGUGAUGGCCAUCACGGGGUAUGAGCAAGACCAGGUCAUGGUGACCCCAACAGGCAAGCCGGGUUUGAAUCCUGACCUGGAUGUGUCCGUGCCGAUCAACUGGGCAUACAACCACCACUACAUGGCCUGGAUGACAGGAGAUCACUCUGAGAUGGUGCGCAUUUCCAACCCUGACCCCAAGGACGUAAGCGACCAUGGUUCUCCCAUGCGCUGGAUGGCAGUGAACAAGCCGACUUCAAAGCGACUGGACCCCAAAAUUCCAACCAGUCAGAUGUUCAGUGAGGGAAAUGGAGGCGAGUCCAGAAAGAGUUUCCACGGGUAUCCAGAUGGUUACGCUCAACUAAUAGAUUCCCCAAAUAUGUGGCACAUAACGCCCAUGCAGAUUGACACCAGAAAUCGCGACUGCGGUGUUACGCCCAAGGACGUCAACAACUGCACAAAUCAUGUGAACCCAGGACCAGAGCCCAGACAGGCAAGAUAUGGGCUAGGUAUACCGAAAGAGGGAUCCCCAUACUCUGGUAUACUUGAGUGCCCUUGUAAUGGCCGCUAUGGUGGGGACCCGUCAAUCUAUGGUGAAGGUACGCUAACCAAGAAAAUCAAUCAUCACUACACAUGCAUUUCACAGCCGUCCUGUGGUAAUGCUGUCAUUGGUAAUGCACCUGAAUGUUUCGACGCCGUCUAUCAGCUGGGACUUCUUGUUAGCAAGAACAUCACCCUAACACCUGGCACAACUGGUGUUCCAGUCGGCUGUACUGUUCAGUCAUUGUCAGACGGAACACUGUCAGCUACGUACAAUCCCACUGCGAGCACCACCCAAUGCUCAACAUCUGUCCAACGUUACGGUACAACAGCCUUCGAAGUUGGUACCAAAAUUGGCAUCACACUCAAUAGCACCAUGGCCCUUAUCACCAUUUCCGGUCCAGAUGAUGUCUGGUUUGGGGUUGGCUUCAAUGCCACUCACAUGGCCGAUUCUCCUUACACAAUCAUCAUCAACUCCGAUGGUGUCUAUGAGCGACAGAUUGGGACAUGUGGCAGCGAGGCAGAACAUUGUCCAGGCGAUGCGCUGGAUACAAGCGUCACUGUUGUCUCCACCACUGUCCAGGAUGGCAAACGCACAGUGGUGCUUUCAAGACCUCUCAAAGGCAAAACCUCCAAGCACUACACAUUUGAUAUUACGAAUGAAGCUCAAAUCCCAUUCAUUUCUGCUAUUGGCUACUCUCAAAAGUUUGACUACCACAAAGCUCACUCGAGUGGGUUGGUAGUGUUGCUGGCUCAUGGAGAACAGAACUGCAUCUGCGAUAUCGGGAAAUCGGGCUACAUGUGUGAUAACAAUGGAACGAACUGCGACACCUUUGUUAAAAACUGCGUUCCGGCUCCCGAUGGAGAUUUGCUGUCUCAGCAGAAUCCAACAUGCAACUCAAUCCAGUAUGCUGGCGGUCUGCAAUGCUGCAAACAUGGAAGAAUUAUGUUGGAUGCUGAUCAAGAAAUUCGUCCGGAGCUGCUGCGCUACCACAUGAAAUUCCGGUUCUGGUUCCAAGAGUACAAAGUUGACGGCGAGCAAGUCUCGCACUAUGAUCUUCCAAGGAUCUAUUACCAAACUGAGGCCUGGGCAGGAGAAUACGACAUACCCCCAGCAUUCGCUGCUCCUGGUAAACCAAUCCCAGGCUACCCUAACUGGCCUGCAAAUACUCCUACACCGGGUACAAAAUGCUCUGGAGAUUGUCCUAAUGGAAAAGACUGUGACUGCGUACACACAAUUGUCUUCAGGUGGACUGUAAGUAACAUGCGGCUAAUCUAUGCAGGCGGCCAUUGCCAUGCCCCAUCUUGUAUAUCGUUAAACCUUUAUCGAAACGAUACCGGUCACGAAAUGGAACUGCUUUGCAGUCAGAUGCCAGUUUACGGUAGCGGUAAUGUCACUCACAACAAGUACGAUGAGCUGGGCUAUCUUGCCCUGCCACCCUGUCUCUGGGGCAAUGACAAGGGGCUGCAACCCUCUGUUUUCCUCGGGCCCAAUACGCCACUGGUGUCCAUCAAGCAUAACCACAACACCAAUAUGGGCCACUAUGGGGAGAUGGCCUCCUGGCAAAUGAGAGGCACUUUCUUCUAGAGUGGCUUCACUUGAUAUUUUCCUCUUUAUUGGCCUCCCUUGAUAUUACACGACCUUUCUCUAAGACUUGUAUAUGUUUCCCUUGAUUUUUCCAGACUGGCCACCUUUGUAGAUUCUUCUAGAAUGACUGUCCUUGCAGUUUUCAACUAAUCUUAGAGUGAUCUCUCUUUAAUGUUUUUAUUAAAUCCUUGAAUAUUUGUUCUGUAAUUAUCUCCCUUUAUAAGAAUUUGCUAUCUAGAUUUGACUCAGUUGAAGAUUUGUCUAGAGUGUUCUCCCUUGAAGAUUCAUCUUGUGUGGCCCCCUUUAAAGAUAAUUGCACAUGAUUGUUGUUCCAUUUUUUACUUUUUCACUUGUUUUUAUUUUAUAUAAUGAUUUCAAUUACAAUUAAUGUGUCAAUCGUCUUGUUUUAUCACCUGCCCAAUUAUGGGAUUAUUUAUGUAUGGUCUUAACAUGUGCAGUGAAUUACAUUCGUUUUUGAAAAAGGCGCCUUUUGUAGCAUUAUCUGUAUAAUAUACGCAAGUUUUUUGUUACAGCAUCUUUAAUUUAUUUCUAAUUUUAUCUGACAGUUUUUACAAAGUAAAAAAAAGCAAAAUAUUUUUAAAGCAUAUUUGUAUCUUGUGUGUUAAACUUAUGGGUAUGUCAUAGCUAUGUUUUUAAUCAUAAUGUGAAAAGUAUAAGGAUUUAAAUUUAUAAAAAAUAUUGUAUGUAUCAUUUCGUAAUUUACACUUAUGUGCUCAUGAGGGAAAAGUAAAAAAAUAUAUUUAAUGUAUUGGACUUUAUUUUUUAUUUUUGGAAAUGUCGGUACUCAAUCUUUUUUAUCAGAUGUAUUAUGAUGGUAUAUAAUACCCGUUCAGAAUUAUGAAUAUUUUGAAAUACUCACAAUGUUUAAUUUAGGGGAAUAGUUGCAUAUAUCAAUGACCUUGUUUUGAGGAGUGUUGUGCAUAUAAUGUUUAUGAGUCUUUACUUACAACAUUCCUGCAAAUUGUGAUAUAUAUGUUGUUAAUUGUGAAUGCUAUCUAAUAUCUAUUUUUUUAAAGAAAUCCUGGCGAUUGUGGUUUCAAAUAAAUUGUUUCUGUAUUU
This is a messenger RNA of Dreissena polymorpha, 3694 nucleotides long. RefSeq lists its product as uncharacterized. The record is from RefSeq and is a predicted model, not a curated record. The transcript is spliced from 6 exons. Bases 233 to 2614 code for a protein of 793 amino acids. Lineage: Eukaryota; Metazoa; Mollusca; Bivalvia; Myida; Dreissenidae.